This is a messenger RNA of Opisthorchis viverrini, 2569 nucleotides long. RefSeq lists its product as hypothetical. Lineage: Eukaryota; Metazoa; Platyhelminthes; Trematoda; Opisthorchiida; Opisthorchiidae. Gene Ontology annotation, cellular component: CCAAT-binding factor complex. The transcript has 7 exons. Gene Ontology annotation, molecular function: DNA-binding transcription activator activity, RNA polymerase II-specific; RNA polymerase II cis-regulatory region sequence-specific DNA binding; protein heterodimerization activity. Gene Ontology annotation, biological process: regulation of transcription by RNA polymerase II. The coding region runs from base 1 to 1506 and encodes 501 amino acids. The record is from RefSeq and is a predicted model, not a curated record.
AUGGCAUCACGUGACGACCGAUUUGACAUAAGUUCACUUGUGUACGAGCGAUUCGUAUAUGGAUUGGGUCUUCAGAGGCCAGGCGUCCCUGAUAACCGAACAUCACACCAUUUUGACGGAUGUGUCACGCGUAGGAUACGGAUCGAACGAAGGCAUACACUGAUUGGCCAGAAUGUCAGUCAACCUGGAUCGAGCACCUUAGCUCGACGCUUCUCACCCCUUCACGGAGAUUCUAGCACGACCUUGUGGAACAUUCUAUGGUCACCCUACAAAAUCGGUAGUGAUAACAUAAAGCGCUGUCCAGAGCUACCAUGCCUUUUAAUAUAUCAUAGUGGAUGGAGCAGAAAGCCAAGGAGCCAAUACAGAGUUGCACGACCGUUCAGCAAGACACAACACCGGGAUACUGUCAAGGCGCAUACACCUAGACAGGAGGACGAUUGGGGUCCUCAACCAAAGCCUUUGGCUCAAAAGCCUAACCGCAAGGCAGCGGUGUUUUGCGGGAAAUGCAUACACAUCACUGUUUCUACGGAACAAGUUCCAAACCCAACCUGGAGGACCAGGAGAUUGUGUUUGUCAGACCUCUCACCAUUGACCAACCUGAUACGAGAGACUCUGAGUGUCACGGUGACAAUCCCCAGUAUAACUCAAUGGAUCGUUGAGGUGCGCCAAACGUCACACCACGGUGAGCUAAUUAAUAUGGAAGCCAACCCAGACAGUCAAGGGGACGGGUCAAGCUACCAUGAGCAGUCUUACUAUGAGGGAUUAGAUGGUUCUUUACAAGACCAGGAUUCAGAAUAUCAAACUGGUGAGGUGGAACAGCGGUCCCCGUUACGAGAGCAGGAUCGAUUUCUACCCAUCGCCAAUGUUGCGAAGAUCAUGAAGCGUGCUGUCCCAGGCAAUGGAAAGAUAGCGAAAGAUGCCAAAGAGUGCGUACAGGAGUGCGUUUCGGAAUUUAUCAGUUUCAUAACUAGCGAAGCUGCAGAGCGAUGCCAAGCGGAGAAACGAAAGACCAUCAACGGUGAAGAUAUUCUUUGUGCCAUGAAUACGCUCGGCUUUGAUAAUUAUGUCGAGCCCUUGAAGUCAUUUCUGGUCAAAUAUCGUGAGAUAAGUAAACUCGAAUCCUCCUUGAUCGAUCAACAGUCUUCUACGCCUCAUGUUUUGACCUCGGUGUCCAACACUGUCGGAUCAGCUGUUCUCCUAACUCCGACAAUACUAAGCGCCACGGGCGCAGGUCUGACCACCGUGUCCACCAGUUCCUUAACGCCCGGUCGGCAGUUCGCCCUCAUCAAUGGAGCAGGUGAAUUAACCGGAGAAACGGCUAUCGAUCCCUCCAGUUCGGCGUCUGAUAUCAAGGUUUCGGCAGCUACUAUGGCCAGUUUGGGUACUUCUUUAUCAUCUUCUCUCGGAACGACAAUCAUUCUCCCGAUAUCUACGCAGUUGGCGAUCGUGAACGGAGCCACAACAACCGUCACUACCACGGAUCAGACGGAUAACCCAGGUGCCUGAUGCAGCCCACUAGGUUGUGUAUGGCUCCUUUUUCUAUGCACAUCAACGCCGCCGUAUCCGUGGUUUUGCUCUCAUUUUGGUCCUAUUGAUUUAUAUUUGUUUUUUCACUCAUCCAUACUCUACACUACCCCCUUAACAUUUUAUUGACAUGUCUUGCCUACAUCAAUAAAGAAUAUAAAUCUAAGCAGACUGCUAUAUCCACUUACGUACGUUACGUGCGCGUCUAUUUGUGCACGGUUUUUAUGUGGGUCUCGUACCACCCGUUUCGUCGUGGGUCCUCUAGUUCCCACCCGCCUGUGUAUGACUGGACGCUAAUUCACUGUUUGUUGUCAGUCAUUCUUUUCCAUCCAGUUUCUCCUCCUUACAUUCAUGUACUCUCUAAUCUCCCCUGUCCACCUCCUCGUCCUGCAUAGAACGUGUUGGUCAAAUUGUAAUACCCUGUGUGCGUCUUACUAUUUCGUACGUUAUGCCGGCUGGUUUUCUUGUACAGCUGCAAACAAACUAUCUAUAUUGUGCGCUCUCUCUCUGCUCUCUUUGUAUGUAAACUUUUUCACGGUGCCUUUUCCGUUCGUCGUCGUUCACCUUUUGGCAUUCUUCAUUACCUCUUCUGUGUAACAAAAAACGUGAUUCUCUUCAAUCCGUAUCGAUCUAUCAUGUUCCGAUUUGUGUACGGCCAAGUUUUUCCUCUCCCCUCCACAUUCUGCCUGUCUCUGACACGUCAAAUACAUUGCGCAUUUAUUCUCAAAACACGGAAGCUCGUGUAUUAUAGCAUGAUUUUCUAUUUUUGGGUUGGCCUCUUGGGACCAUUGCGUGUUAGUUUGGACAAGUUCGGACCAUGAGGUCUCUACUCCACUGUACCAUAGUAUCGGCCUGUUCUGUCCUCCAUCCACGUGGUCACUGAACUUUCACUGACGACAUCGUCCCUAAGUUCAUUUUCCACAUCAUCUCUGAGGUCGUUAUAACCUUCCUCCAUCUGGUUAACCGUUUCCGCAUGUCGGCCGCCGAAGCAAGUGCUCAGCUUUACGCGAAUGUAGUACGUGACGUAGAUGAGUAUCUGAAACAA